Molecule: messenger RNA, 684 nt
Organism: Drosophila guanche
Lineage: Eukaryota; Metazoa; Arthropoda; Insecta; Diptera; Drosophilidae
Exons: 2
Coding region: 110-652 (180 amino acids)
Source: RefSeq, a predicted model, not a curated record
CCUUUUACGCCCAUUCUUUUACGUGUUCAAACCAGAUCUGUGCGGACGCGAGCCGCGCAAGAAUAUUGAUCGAGCUUUCGUAAUUUGGCGUAAGAAACACAAGGAACCGAUGGAACCCAAGCGCGAACGGAAGCGGCUGUACCGCGGCUUGGACAAUCAUGAGCGCAAUCUGUCCUCCUCGUCCUCGUCGCCGGCGUCGGUAGCUAGGCAGGUCUCGUCGGAAGCCAGCGACGAUCCCCGCCCGACGACCAGUGCAGUGGCAGAAGCCAAGCGCGAACGGAAGCGGCUGUACCGCGGCUUGGGCAAUCAUGAGCUCAAUCUGUCCUCCUUGUCCUCGUCGCCGGCGUCGGUAGCUAGGCAGGACAGUGCCAUAACCAUCACAAGUUCAUCACAGUCCAGUGGGACCACCCAAAUGGUCGUCUCGCCCGACGAUCCCCGCCCGACCCCCAGUGACGUGGCGGCAGAUGUACGGAAUUGGGUGUAUUUACCUAGUUAUUAUCACUCUGAUGAUUUUACAAGCUCUGAUAUGAGCCUUAACGCAGUGAACGGUACUCGGCUGCCUAACAUACAGCCAAUACCCAGGCGUCGAGAGACGGUAAUCCUAAAUAAGAAAGCCAUGGAUAUAUAUCUGGCAGGGACUACAGGCGGGUAAUAAUAAUAAUAAUAUAAACCCACUAAUAAUUA